AAACAGAAACCUGAAGCCCCUGUGAGUGACCUUUGCCAGGCUAUGUCGAAUAUGUCCAUUACCAGUUUGUAUGUACCAGAGGCAACAGACCCAAGCAGCAGUGAACUGUCUUCCAGUGAUGACAGGGGCAGAAGUGCAAAUUUAGCAAUACGUCGCGUGAAGCUCAAUGAGUUCCUUAUUGCUUGUGACAGACCGAUCCUUACCGUCCAGAAAAAGCCCUGGAGCCAACUGACGUCCUCCAAAGCCAGGCGUCAGUAUAUUGCAACCGCGAACGAUACCAUAGUCUCAACACUGGAAAUCAUAAGUCCUGAAGACAGCGGCAGUUUAUGGGAGGCUUUACUCAACUCUGGUGAAGUUGAGAAGUCCCUCGGGUUACCAUCUCCAGUCUCUUCCGGCGAGGAUAAGUAUCUGACCUCUCUCGCGGAGGCUUAUAGGUCCGCUUCAACAUGGGACACUCAAAGACAGAUCCUGUCCGUAAUGGCUGACAUGGUGCCCUACACUGUCAUACAGAGGUACUUGCCAGACAUCACAGAGUACCGGGUGAAGACAGCUAGACAGCACGCUAUAAUGUUUGGUAGGGGGACGCCUGUAACCAUUUCAAAGAGUCCUCGAAUGAGAGUCAAUGAGGAGCAGCUUGACCAUUUCUUAACAUUUAUCACAAGUCCUCACGUCAUACAGGACCUCCCUUUUGGCGAGAAAACGUUAGUUCUUGCGGACGGAACGGUUGUUGAGACGCCAAACAUUAUACGAACACUCGUUCCUGAGCGUAUUGUGGCGCAAUACAAGCAAUACUGCGGGGAAAUCGAGUUCACCCCAUUCAGUAGGUCAACGAUGCUACGCAUACUUUCCUCGUGCUCUGCAACUGUUAGACGGUCACUUCAUGGGUUAGACUAUAUUGCAGCAGACGGUGGAAAAGCGUUCGACGAGCUUAUUGCUAUGCUUCCCAAAGUGAGCAGUGAUCGUACUUGGGUUGAACGUUGGCAGAGAGCACUCAUGGAGGCAAAGCAGUACAUCAAGUCUGAUUACAAGGUGACGUGACUCUCUGCGUUACUUACGACUAAGCCCUAAUAUAGUAUAGUAUAAACAACGUUCUUAUAGUGUGAGCCGUGCCUGAUGCAAAUAAACAAACAAUACUGUAUAAUCUCAUUCGUAUCACGAACGAAUCAUUAUAACAGGGGCGUUUGCAGUAGCCCUUGUCAGUUUUAUUUUCUUUUAUGCACUGCCGAGCUUGAAAUGCGCUACGAAAAGACGUCAAAAGAUAUCGACAAAACUAGGUGAUGUUAAAGAUGAUACAAUAGAUGACUGAUAUUAAAGGGCCAUAGUACUUCUAUGAUAAUGUCAACCCGCUUAUAGAUUUUCCAGUGGAGAUGAAUUUAAUUACAUUUCUCUUAUUAAUUAAUUUAUUAAUUUAUUUAUUCAAACACAGGUGCACCUGACAGCUGAAGCAAAUGUACCUGACCACUGUAUCGCUUACGCACUGAGUGACCCAAAUGAUAAAUCUCUCUGCGUUGAGUGUCAACACGAUCAUGGAAACAGCUGUCUCCAGUGCGAGGAGCUGAAAUCUGCAUUGAAGGAAAUAGAAGAAGCUCUGUCUAAGAAUUCCACCAUCCCCGAGGAUAUGCGUGACGACCUUCUCUACACUCACCAGAAUGCAGUACAAGCGAUACAAGCUUGGAAAGCGCAUCAGCUGAGGUCUCUGCAACAAGACAAGGCGCGCACAACCGUCCUUGAGGACCUAGACGAGACAAAGGUACUUAUAACCCAAGACUGGGCUAUGAAGUGGCUGCCACAGAGAUAUCGAGAAACCCAAGCCGACUGGUUUGGGAAACGAGGUAUCUCUUGGCAUAUUAGUGUGGUUGUGCGAAGAGUUAAUGCGACGUUACAGCACCAGACCUUUGUCCACAUCGUGGAAGACUGUAGCCAAGAUGCAAACAGCGUGAUCCAGCUUUUACGCCACACCCUGGAGACCCUCAAACGUGAGCACCCAGAGAUUGAGACAGCAGCGCUGAGGCAAGAUAACGCCGGCUGUUAUCACAGCGUUGCCAUGGUAUCAGCAUGUCGCCUGAUGGCAGGGGAAACCGGCAUCCGCGUAAAAAGGGUAGACUUCAGCGAUCCCCAAGGUGGGAAGGGUGCGUGCGAUCGUAAAGCAGCAACUGUGAAGGCGCAUGUUCGCCGCUAUGUCAACGAAGGCCAUAAUGUGGUUACUGCGCGGGAAUUCCAUGACGCUAUGUUGUCUCACAGGGGCAUAAACGGUGUGCGAGUGGCUCUUGUCACCAGUUCCUCAGAUCAGAGCCAGCAGGUAAUUGCAUCCGACUACUCAGAAUUAUAGGUAAAAAGUUACUAUAAUUGUUGUAGGACAGACUAUCUAAAGCAUCACGUGCUAUUAUGACUAUUACAGGUGGAGGGACCAGGACGCUGGGAAGGAAUCAGCACCAUUAAUAACUUUGCUUACGGAGAUGACAAUCAAGUAACCGUAUGGAAGGCCUUUGACGUUGGACCUGGAAAAUCUGUCCCCUGGUCCCGACUACAAGGUUAGCUAAACAUCCAUUACCUUUUUUCAUAGGGAGGUUGCCACGUGAUGAUGCUUACUAAUGGUAUUCAUCCCCUUUUUCUUCUUUCAGUACCGAGUAAGCUACCUUGUCUGUCGUACGUGUUCGAAUUGUCACCUGGAGACUUUGUCCUAUGCUGGGAAAAGAAACCGUCGGCAAAAGCGACAGAAUCGCAGAUCAGCAGUAAGAGGGUCGAUGAAGAGAUUGCUGAAGACAGUGGCCUUUUCUGUUGCCCAGUGGAUGGCUGCAUAAAGAGCUAUCAAAGGUAUUCGAACCUCGAAAACCACAUCAUGUUUGGUCAGUGCUGCUUGCGACCGCACAGGAAAUACAACUUGUUAGAUCAAGCGGUCCUUCUUUAUGCAGAGAAGCUUACCGUCGGAGACAGUGCUCAGCCUACUCUCGUCGUCCAGGCUGAACAAUGUGAAGCUGUUGAGUCACUACAGAAAGGCUGGGCCCUAAAAGGAUCUAAGAAAACAGCGAGAUUUACGGAAGACCAGAGGAAGUACUUGGGGGAUAAGUUUAGAAUUGGUCAGGAGACGGGCCAUAAGGCUGACCCUGAACAAGUAGCACGGGAAAUGCGGUAUGCGCGCAACGAAAGAGGCGAGCGCCGAUUCAAGGUGGACGAGUUCUUAACCGCGGGGCAGAUCCAGAGCUUUUUCUCCAGAACAGCCGCGAAACUUCGCCAUGCUGCUACUCCGGCGGAGGACGACGAAGAGGAAGAAACUGACAACCAAGCAGCCGAAGACGAAGAAGCUUUCUUAAUUACACGCAACACAAUCCUGAUGCAAUGCACAUCGGUGCACCCCAUAGUAUACGACACGUGGAACCUCUGUGCGAUGAGCUCGACCAAAAAGCUCAGUAAGCUGACUGUAGCUCAGCUUCGUGAGAUCUGCUAUCACUUCAACAUGGAGGAUACAUCAUCUAGGCACAGGAAAAAGCCAUAUCUGGAUUUUAUUUCAGAACUUGUGGCUGCCCGCUCUUGCACAUCCUUGGGCUAA
This is a messenger RNA of Porites lobata, 3547 nucleotides long. The record is from the annotation of a GenBank genome assembly. Lineage: Eukaryota; Metazoa; Cnidaria; Anthozoa; Scleractinia; Poritidae.